AGGAGGUGUCCGACCCUCCGUAGUACUUCACUACAGCAACACAGGGAGAAGCUGGGUAGUGCGACUGGCAAGAUGGCGACUGCAGGCUUCUUGAUCUACAGCGGGAUUAUGCCUCUUCUCAAAAUGUUCCUCACCAUCUUCUUCGGCUAUGUGCUCGCAAAGAGGGAUCUCUUUCCUCCCGCAGCAACACGGGGGGCCUCGCAAGUCACCAUGAAUGUAUCCUUGCCCGCUCUCAUCUUCGCGAAUAUCGUUCCUGCAUUCACGCCUCAGAAUGUCUCCGCCAUUGGACCACUUAUGCUCAUAGCAUUCAUCUACGUGCUCAUCGGUUUCACCUUCGGACUGUUAAUCAGAGAGGUGUGCUACGUUCCGCGAAAUUUCUGGCAAGGCAUAGUCGUUCUAUGCGGGCUUAGCAACUGGGGGAACUUGCCGAACGCAGUGGUGACGACAGUCACUCAGCAAAAACCUUUCAACGGCGAUUCGGAUUCCGCGCUGGGCGUAUCUUACGUGGCGAUAUUCAUCGUCUGUUAUCAUAUAUGCUUUUGGGUUUUCGGCGCAGCCGCUUCGCUCGCGUGGGAUUACAGACCGGCAGUUCCUCAGGGCAGAUAUGCAGAAGUCCGAAUCGCCUGGGAUCAGAAGCCCAUAGGUGGAUGGAUUGCACGAUAUCUUCUGCGCCGGCGGCCCCUUCCCCUUCCUUUCCGUCCGGUUUCCCCAACCCGCAGGGAGGAGAAGGAGAAAGGCCCCGCUCCGGAAGAUCGAGAUGUAGAGCAAGCUGAACUGGGCGAUGUUGUAGAAGUCGAGCCGGAACCAUGUAAUUCCGCGAUUGCAGACGACAACGAUCCUGACAUCAAGCUGGCUCGCCAAGUGUCCCACCUCUCCACGCCCUCAUUCCGGUCACGCCGAGCAUCGGCCGCAUGGCCGUCCUCGUCAAGGCCUCAUGUCCAUACCCAGGCGCCCCAGCAGCAGUCUUUGCCUGCGGAAACCGUCUGUCCCGAGGACCUUCCUGGUGAUGACCGAUCAUCGGCGUCCUCCUCCACAUGCAGUUCAGCUUUUGGUCCAAUACUCAAAGCUAUUGCCCCGCUACGGGUGGUCAUCACGCCCAUUACGUUGACAAUCGCGAUCUCGCUGCCAAUUGCCUUGAUCACGCCCCUCAAAGCGCUAUUUGUUGACGUCUCUGCCAUAAGCGACAAAUACAGUAGUGGCAGUUGGCGUGGGCCCGAUGGAAAGCCCGUGCUCAACUUUGUCAUUGACACAGCAUCUUUCCUAGGUUCCAUAACCAUUCCAAUGGCUCUGGUAUUACUCGGCGCGUCUUUUGCAAGACUGCGUCUAUCGCGUCCCGUUUCACGACUACCCAUCGUAGCCAUGUUUGCGGUGGCCGGUGCGAAGUUAUUCGUGCUUCCGGUGAUCGGCGUCUUCAUCGUGCAAGCAAUGGUCCGCCGCGGACUCAUCGCUGAAGAUGCCAAGGUUGAGCGAUUCGUAGCAACAUUCCUGAGUGGAACUCCAGCCGCCGUCAACCAACUCAUUGUAUCGCAACUAUAUUCCCCAGAUGGGAACGUUGACACGUUAUCGGCAUUCCUUCUCGUGCAAUAUGCAUUGAUGUUCUUUUCAUCCUCAGCUUUGACUGCUGUAUCGCUUUUGCUGCUCUGACGACUCCUCGGCGAUCUAACCCUAAGGUUAAACCUCGGUCGAUAGGCGUUCCUAGACAGCGUGAACGUCAACUAGCUCCACAAUAAAGGAAGACUCCCUCACUCAUAGAAGGUGGUAAGUACACGUAUGAAAGACACGUUAUCAUUG
Punctularia strigosozonata HHB-11173 SS5 is the source of this 1791-nucleotide messenger RNA. RefSeq names its product auxin efflux carrier. Bases 73 to 1644 code for a protein of 523 amino acids. The record is from RefSeq and is a predicted model, not a curated record. Gene Ontology annotation, cellular component: membrane. Lineage: Eukaryota; Fungi; Basidiomycota; Agaricomycetes; Corticiales; Punctulariaceae. Gene Ontology annotation, biological process: transmembrane transport. The transcript is spliced from 11 exons.